AUGCUAGGCCGCCGCUGGAUGGUGAUUAUCGGCGCAACGAUCAUGAUCGUCGGCGUCAUCAUUCAGGUAUCUGCCAUGCCCGCGUCGCUGCCUCUCCUGCAAUUCAUCUUCGGUCGAGUCAUCACCGGCAUUGGCAACGGCAUGAAUACGUCGACUAUCCCUACGUACCAAGCGGAGUGUUCCAAAACGCAUAAUCGUGGUCUCUUGAUUUGCAUUGAGGGCGGCACUAUCGCUAUCGGCACGAUGAUCGCUUAUUGGAUUGACUACGGCGCCCACUUUGGUCCUCAGGAUUUGGUCUGGCGGUUCCCGAUUGCGUUUCAGGUUGUCUUUGGGUUUAUUAUCAUCGUGGGAAUGUGGUAUCUUCCUGAAUCGCCUCGGUAUCUCAUUGGACAUGGUAAGGUGGAUGAAGGCCAACGAGUUCUGGCUGCGUUGGCUGGGACUGAAAUCGAUCACCCACACACUCAAUUGGAAAAGAACCUGGUUCUGGACUCCGUUCGAGCGUAA
Molecule: messenger RNA, 504 nt
Organism: Aspergillus melleus
Lineage: Eukaryota; Fungi; Ascomycota; Eurotiomycetes; Eurotiales; Aspergillaceae
Exons: 1
Coding region: 1-504 (167 amino acids)
Biological process (GO): transmembrane transport; carbohydrate transport
Cellular component (GO): membrane
Molecular function (GO): carbohydrate:proton symporter activity
Source: RefSeq, a predicted model, not a curated record